AUGACCGGCAGCGGUGGCAGUGAUGCGGAAGAACCGAGGACGGACGGCCGCAUUGCGCUGGGCGAUCACGUCAUCAUCACCGGCGGCGGCGUGAAACGAAUGGCGUUGGUGCAGGCGGACAACAAAUUGCGCCUCGGCAGCUCGGGGGUGGUGCAACUCGAGAAACUCGUCGGCCUGCGAUUUGGCGAGGUGCUCCGGUACGACCCCAAAGACCGCGUGCUUCUCCCAACGAAUGCGUAUCCCGACCUUGACAUCACGAGCCUGCAGCAGCGUCUCGAAGACGCACGUGAUAAUCGACACCUUGUGGACGAUAACCGAAAUCAAAUUCUUUCAAACGUCGAGAUUGCUGCUUUGCGUCAAGAAAAGGGUGUUGACGCAUUCCUGACCACCCUCGUGCAGAAGAGCACGACGUUUCACACAAAGACGGCAUACUCGCAAGAGAAGUAUCUUCGAAAAAAAAAGAAGCGUUACGGUACAUUAUACAAGGUGGAACGCGUGACACCUGACGCCGCCGCAGAGAUUUAUCUCCCGACAAUCAACCCAUCGGAUGUGGAACCGGAGGAAACACGGUCAAUGCGGCUUCGCGCUGACACUUUGGCGCUUAUUUUGCACCACAGUGAUGUACAUAGUGGUAGUCGUGUUCUCGUGUACGAAAAAACAAAUGGCCACUUGGCAGCAGCACUGCUCACACGUCUUGGGAACGACGGUGUAAUAAUGCAAGUGAUGGAUAAGGUUGCACAGCCCAACGUGUUUCUGGCGCAGGCGAUGGGCCUCACUCGCGUGCGGGAGCUUUGGAAAGCCAUCCCUCGAAAUGAUGCUUUUCUUCUUGGCAGGGAAGGUACAGAAGAGGAACAGAAUCCGGGAGACGAGAAGAAGAAGACAGGCACUGGGAAAAACAACACCAAUAAAGGCAACAAGAAAAGAGGAAAUGGUGAUAUUGAAGGUCCAUCGCAGUGGAUACGUGGGAUUGACGCACGUCGCAUGUUAAAGGAAAGGCCGGCCGACUCACUCAUUAUUGUGAACGACACGGAAUCCGAGAGCUUAAUUAAUGAACUGUUGCCCUUUAUUGCGCUGGGCGGCCACAUUGUGGUGUACAGUCAAUUUCUGGAGGACUUGUCUGGCGCUUUUGCGAGGCUAUGGAGGGAGUGUGUGAACAUUUGUGUUUCCGAGACAUGGUACCGUCACCAUCAAAUCCUUCCAAACCGUACACAUCCGACAGUAAACAUGAGUACCGCAGGCGGAUAUUUGUUAACGGCGAUCAAGACUGAGACAAACGGCAUCCCACGGCCACGCCUGGAGGAGGUCUCAAAAGCAAUUCUGCUGGAGCAGGCGAAGAGUACCGAGACGGAUGGAAAAAUGCCGUUUAAGCGACAAAGAGAAGAGGGUGAUGAACGACGGGAGCAGGAGUGA
Trypanosoma cruzi is the source of this 1410-nucleotide messenger RNA. RefSeq lists its product as uncharacterized. Gene Ontology annotation, biological process: tRNA methylation. The transcript has a single exon. Gene Ontology annotation, cellular component: tRNA (m1A) methyltransferase complex; nucleus. The record is from RefSeq and is a predicted model, not a curated record. Bases 1 to 1410 code for a protein of 469 amino acids. Lineage: Eukaryota; Euglenozoa; Kinetoplastea; Trypanosomatida; Trypanosomatidae.